Messenger RNA from Plasmopara halstedii, 240 nucleotides. RefSeq lists its product as uncharacterized. The transcript is spliced from 2 exons. NCBI's taxonomy places the organism in Eukaryota, Oomycota, Peronosporomycetes, Peronosporales, Peronosporaceae. The record is from RefSeq and is a predicted model, not a curated record. Bases 1 to 240 code for a protein of 79 amino acids.
AUGAAUCAAAAUGCGGAUCUCAUGCAAGUGGUUCUGCAGGAUUGUGAUAAUCAAAUUAAAGAGAUUGAUGCGCUCAUUGGCACUUCAGUUGUGUCAAACUUCAACUCGAACGAAUCUCCUGGGUGGGUUAUAUCAACAUUUGCUCUAGUAAUUGAUGUGUAUGCACUAGAGACAGGGAGUGAAGCUGUUGUUUCGCCAACAUCAUCGAAUGCCGCUUGCUCUGUGCGACUAACUGGAUGA